GUGGAGGUGGGGGGAGACCCGGGGACGCAUGCUCUGUGCCGGCUGGAGGGAUUCCGCCUCGAGCUGGGGGUCCCCAAACAAAGGUGCUGGAAGGGUGAAGCUGCGUGGGCACUGUCGGGCACCGAGCUUAGACACAUCUGCAGGGAAGGCGGUCGCAGCACAGUCGUGUCCCACCCAUCUCUCGCCGAUCCUUUCCUGCGGUUGCUGGGCCGCGCGCAGCCACGCGCACAACCUGCGGGCAGGCCACUCGCUAUGGCCGCUCGGCCCGCCGCCGGGGCCCCGCUCUCGAUGCUGUUCCCGCUGCUGCUGCUGCUGCUGGUCGCACCAGGGCUUCUAACGGCCGAGCCCGCAUCAGGAAGUGUCAUCCCGGCUGAAAGUCGACCUUGUGUGGAUUGCCAUGCUUUUGAGUUCAUGCAGAGAGCCCUCCAGGACCUGAAGAAGACUGCCUACAACCUGGACACACGGACAGAGACCCUCCUCCUACAGGCUGAAAGAAGAGCCCUGUGUGAAUGCUGGCCGGCGGUAUCCUAGGCCAAUCCCGUUUCUGCCCUGCAGUUUAAAAACAAAAACAAAACUGCAGGAAACUGGCUCAAGAUGUAAGCCUCUGAACCUCCCCAGAAAGAAAGGGGUUGUUCCUCGUCCUUCCCCCCAGAGCACAUCUUCCCUGCUUCUGCCUGCAUCACCUCAGCUCUGGCCCCUGCACUGUGAACACUCAUGUCUGCGGGCCAGGGAGCCCCUGACACAAGGCCAGUUUGUCUUUGGUCCCUCCCAUCUCCCUUUCAGGACCCCUCAUCCCCCUCCUGGGCCCUGCCUCCCAUCCAUACUAAGGUGCUAAGGUAUUAUUGACAGGAAGAGCCCCCCAAAGCUGUGAGCGCCUAGGGGUGCUUCAGUUCAAUUCAAUAAACAUUUUGUCUUUCAGCUUCCUGCUCCCUAGUUUUGAGUGUUUCUGGCCCUCUUUUUCUUCUUUAUCUCUCUUCUUUUUCUCCCUCUUCUUUCUUUCUUCUCUGUUUCUCCCUUCUCU
Messenger RNA from Phascolarctos cinereus (koala), 1021 nucleotides. RefSeq names its product NELL2 interacting cell ontogeny regulator 1 (gene NICOL1). NCBI's taxonomy places the organism in Eukaryota, Metazoa, Chordata, Mammalia, Diprotodontia, Phascolarctidae. The record is from RefSeq and is a predicted model, not a curated record.